AUGGUCGCCGGAUGUUUCGAAAACCGCAUGCCUCGCGAUGCACAUCUUCUGUUCGACGAAAUGCCUAAGAGAGACGUCUUCUCUAGGAAAGCGUUCGACGAAAUGCCUGAGAAGAAUGAGCUUUCUUGUACUGUGAUGCUUCAUGGGUUUAAUUCAAAAGAAGGUAGAGUAGAUGAGGCGAGAGAGGUUUUCGAUGAGAUGUCUGAUAGAAAUGUGAUUACUUGGACUACAAUGGUCAGAGCAUACGGUAAGAACAAUCGUGUGGAUGAUGCUAGGAAGCUUUUCGAUGAGAUGCCAGAGAAAAAUGGAGUUACGUGGACUUCUAUGGUUAUGGGGUAUACACAGAACGGACGAACUGAGGAGGCUGAAGAGAUUUUUGAAGCUAUGCCGGCGAAGACGGAUUUCGCUUGUAGUGUUAUGAUUGUUGGGUUUGGAAAGAAAAGAGAGAUGGCAAAAGCAAGGAAGGUUUUCGAUUCGAUGAAGGAGAGAGAUGAGACAGCUUGGGGGAUGAUGAUCCAAAUGUACGAAAGAAACGGUUUUGAAUCGGAGGCGCUUGGUUUAUUUGCUCUGAUGCAGAAACAGAGAGCCAUACCGAGUUUUCUGACGUUGGCCAUUGUUCUUUCGGCUUGUGUCAGGUUAGGAAGUCUCCACCAUGGAAGACAGGUCCACGCUCAGUUGGUGAAAUGUCAGUUUGGUGAUGGUACGUUGUUUGCAUAUGUCUUGAUGAGGAUGUACAUGAAAUGCGGCGAGCUUGUGAAGUCAAAGCUGGUCUUUGACAGGUGUCGUUCGAAGGACAUUGUCAUGUGGAACUCAAUCAUUUCUGGUUAUGCCUCGCACGGUCUAGGAGAGGAAGCUGUGAAAGUUUUCCAUGAGAUGAUUUUGUCUGGUAGUACUAAGCCUAACGAACUCACCUUCAGUGCAACUCUCAGAGCAUGUAGCGACGCUGGGAUGGUUGAGGAAGGGCUUAAGAUCUUUGAAUCUAUGGGAUCAGGUUUUGCGGUUAAGCCAUUAGCCUUGCAUUAUGGUUGCGUCGUAGAUAUGCUUGGGGGUGCAGGGCGGUUUGAUGAGGCAAUGAAGCUGAUUGAAAGCAUGACUGUGGAACCGGAUGGUGCAGUUUGGGGUUCUCUGUUGGGAGCGUGUAGGGCUCACUCGCAGCUGGAUUUGGCGGAAUUUGCUGCUAAGAAACUCGUAGAGAUUGAUCCGGAGAAGUAUGAGAUGGUGAGAAAGUCACCACCUUGA
Messenger RNA from Microthlaspi erraticum, 1239 nucleotides. The record is from the annotation of a GenBank genome assembly. NCBI's taxonomy places the organism in Eukaryota, Viridiplantae, Streptophyta, Magnoliopsida, Brassicales, Brassicaceae.